Molecule: messenger RNA, 2669 nt
Organism: Mirounga angustirostris (Northern elephant seal)
Lineage: Eukaryota; Metazoa; Chordata; Mammalia; Carnivora; Phocidae
Gene: PIERCE2
Product: piercer of microtubule wall 2
Exons: 3
Coding region: 1-597 (198 amino acids)
Biological process (GO): axoneme assembly
Cellular component (GO): axonemal microtubule
Source: RefSeq, a predicted model, not a curated record
AUGUCGGGCACGGGAGGAGGGAAGAACUACGACUCCCGAAGAGGAGCGCAGCCCGCCCUGGCUCGGCGGCAGGAAGCUAGGCGGGGCGGCAGCGAUCCCCACAACAUCCGGGCCCCGGCGGAGAGAGGCUCCGCGUUGGAUCUGGUAAAAAGGCUUCUCCCCAGCGCUCACUGGUCUUCUUGCCAUCCGCUGCCGGGAAAGACUGCGUUUGCCGAAAAAAUAUAUAAAGAAGAUACCGAGAAUGACCGAGACAAGAAAUGUGCUUCAGCUUCAAAUUCAGGCACAGAAGUGAAACCUGAACAAGUUCCUCCUUGUGUGAACCCUGGCAAUCCUGUGUUUUCAUGUAUGUUGGACCCAAAGACACUCCUUACAGCCACCUCACUAUCAAAACCUAAGAUGAUUAUGUAUAAAACCAGUUCAUGUAAUUAUGGUGAAUUUUUACCUAUGCCACAGUUUUUUCCCUGCAGUUAUACUCCAAGGGAGCAAGUAUUUUCAAGCCAUAUUAGAGCUACUGGAUUCUAUCAAAAUAACUCUCUAAACACUACACCUGAUAGAACCAGAACCCUUGAUUUUCCUAAUUUUCAACAUACUCUAUGAAAAUAUAUUCCUUUGUAUAUUUAAGAGAAAAUAUACUCAGGAAAAAUGAGUUUUAAAUCUAAGGCUAGAAUACCUAAUGUGGAACAUAGAAGUAUUUGAAUUAGUUAAAGAAUACCUUUAAGAAAUAAAGCAUUUGAACUGAUAACUGAAAAUAAAAAUGUGUUCAAAAUAGAAUAAAAAGUAGACAUCUUUUAGUACAUCUUGGCUUUAUUUAGUACAUGUUCUCCAAAAGUUUCAAAAGGCUUUAGGAUCUCAGUUGUCCACUGAGUAUAUUUAUCAAGACAAAGAAACACAGGAGCGCUAAGAAAAAAAUUGAAUUAAGGAAGACUGACCAGUAAUUUCCCAGUUUUCUGUUAUUUCAACUAAGGGCUUAGAACCUAGGAGAACGUUAGUUUCCAUGCUAGGCUAGUAGAAGAAAAGACCUGUUAUUCAUUCAUUCAUUUGGCAAAUAUUUAUAGAACGCCUACUUAUGACAGGCACCAUACAAUGCUAAUGAAACACUGGAAUAAAAGACAGUGUCUUUUAUUGUUUAAAUGAAUAAUAUUUUAGGGGACUGAGAUUAGCAAAUUAAUAAAUUGUGAUAAUUUCUGUAAAGUAUGCAAAACGUCUUUCAGACACAAAGACAGAUUGCUCAAAUUCAGAGCAAGGACAUCCGGAGAAGCAUCCUGGAGAAGGUAAAAUCAAAUCAAAGGAAAGGUCAUCCAGGAAGAAGAAGCAAUACAUUUAAGAGUACAAAGAUGCAAGAGAUGUGGUACUUUUUUUAUAAACGCAAAUAAUAUGAUAUAUCCUUAACACAGUGUGAGCAGUGGUAGAUGAUGGACUAUACUAUUCUUCAAACUCUGUAAUUCCACUGUAUACAAAGACUUAUUUAUUUAUUUCAGCUGCCAUCUGUUGUAACCACACUUGAGUCUGAGUACAUGUAUGGAAAAAAAUCACUGUUAGUUUCAGGCUCAGGAUCUAACAUCAAUUAGAAAAAUAAUCUUGUGAGUUCCUAAGGCAUCAGAAAAAUUGGAUCUUCUGUUUACAAAAAAUGGUUUGAUGUGAGGAAAUAGCUCAAACUCUGCCUCAUGAGGUUUUUCCAAAUACCUCAAAAUUUGAGAUUUGUUAAUGACAGAAGCAAGAAAAAUUAGUUUUGUUCACAUCCUUUAAAACAUCAAAAAUCCAGGAAUUGCACAAGAUAUCUAGGUGAAUAAAGCAAAUUUAAAAAUUUGAGUUUAGUAGCCUUUUCUCCGCAAAAUCUAUAUAACCUGUUUUUCCCCUUCACUGCAGGUACUCGAUCUUUGGCAAGGGAAGUCAACUUUCUAAUAUUCAGAAUCUAGAUAUUAACCUAAAAUUUCUUACAAUGGCAGGUGGCUAGAUCCUUUUUGUUUUGUUGUUGCUAAAAUUCUCACAUAGGCUAUAUCUCAGAAUUAAGCACAUUGUCUGGAAUGCCAUUAUGUAGUCAUUCAGUGCCUGUUGUUGAAGUCCAGGGACUCCUGUAGGCACUAAGAGCCUACCCUCAUGGAGCUUAGAUUCUAGUAAGUUCUAGGAGGAAAAAAAAAAAACAAAAAACAUAUGUAUAGAUAUGUAAGUGUGUAAGUAUAUAUACAUAUUAUGUACUGUAAAUAUUUAUGUUUACAUAUGUUACACAUACAUGUAUUAUGUUUUAUAUACAUAUAGGCAUAUAUUUACAUUUAUAUACAUGUAUAGAUGUGCAUAUGUAAAUUAUGUAUACAUAUUUACAUGUAAAUAUUUAUGUAUGCCUAUAUAUACAUAUAAAACAUGCCAAGUGAUAAAUGUUAUGGGGAAAAUGGAAUAGGGUUGGGGGAAAAGGAGUGCUUGGGCAAAGAGUUAUAUUUGGUAGAUUGGUCAGGGAAGGUCUCUGAUAAGUUGAUGUUUGACCACACCCAUGAAGGAAAUGAAGGGAGUAUCUGGGGAAAGUAGAGCUGUUGUGAGACAAUUGAAUAUGUAGUCUGGAGUUCAAGGGAGAAGUCCAAGUUGAAUACAAUCAAUUGAACAAUAUCCACACAAAGAAAUUAUCUGAAAUCAUGACACUCGAGACUGAGACUCGGUAAGACUAUAAAGUAUUCAUA